This is a messenger RNA of Rubroshorea leprosula, 2217 nucleotides long. NCBI's taxonomy places the organism in Eukaryota, Viridiplantae, Streptophyta, Magnoliopsida, Malvales, Dipterocarpaceae. The record is from the annotation of a GenBank genome assembly.
CCAACGGAGUUCGGAGGCCAUGAGGCCAACGAACAAGCAGAUGAAUGAAGAUCGCAAAGCCGUUGAUGAACAAAUUUGAAACCCUAAAAUCGACCAUAAACCCCAAUAUACUGCAAGCAUUGCGAAGUCUUUGCGUCCCAAACAGCAACCUCAAUUAUGGCGCAUAUGGGCAUCUCAUCCAACACUGUACAGACAAUAACCUCCCUCGGCAAGCCAAGCAACUCCACGCCCGCAUUGUUCUCUUCUCCAUUACACCCGCAAAUUUCCUUGCUUCAAAACUCAUCAAUUUCUACUCGAAAGUCAAACAGCUCGAUCAAGCCCGGUACCUGUUCGACAGUAUUCCCCAGAAAAAUACCUUCUCGUUUAACGCCCUGCUCAUGUCCUACUCCUUUCAUGACAUGUAUUUGGACGUUUUGAAGUUGUUUUCAUCGUUGGUUUGGUCUGGUUUGGGUGAUGGUAGUGUUAGGAUCGACGAAUACACCGUUACUUGCGUCUUGAAGGCCUUGUCGGGUUCGCUUUGUGACUUGAGGUUGGCUAAUGAGGUGCAUUGCUUUGUCUUGCGAUGUGGGUUUGAUGAGGAUGUUUUUGUAGGUAAUGGGUUGAUCACGUUUUAUGCAAAAUGUAACGCUGUUGGACUGGCCAGGAGAUUGUUUGAUAGAAUGCCUGAGAAAGAUAUUGUGUCUUGGAACUCUAUGAUCGCUGGGUAUUCCCAAGGAGGAUAUUAUGAGGAGUGUAAAGCAUUGUAUAGGAAGAUGAUAGAUUCUUCACAUUUGAGGCCUAAUGGGGUGACACUGCUUAGUGUCUUGCAAGCUUGUGGGCAGUCAAAUGAUCUUAUUUUAGGCAUGGAAGUUCAUAAGUUCGUAGUUGAGCGUCAAAUUGAGAUUGAUAUUUCACUUUGUAAUUCUUUAAUUGGAUUAUAUGCUAAGUGUGGCAGUUUGGAUUAUGCUAGAGAAUUAUUUGAAGAGAUGGACGAGAAAGAUGAAGUCACUUAUGCUGCACUUAUUUCUGGUUAUAUGUUUCAUGGGUUUGUUGACAAAGCCCUUAUUCUUUUCCGUGAAAUGAAACAGCCAGGAUUGAGUUCAUGGAAUGCUCUGAUUUCAGGUCUUUUUCAGAAUAACCAGUGUGAGGGAAUAUUAGAUUUAGUUCAAGAAAUGCUUGCACGUGGUUUGAGACCAAAUGUUUUUGAUCAGUCAAAGUCCAGGAGCUUGAUUCUUUGGACAGCAAUAAUUGCUGCAUAUGCCUCCCAUGGAGAUGCUAAUGCAGCCCUGAGUCAUUUUGAUGAGAUGUUGAAUAAUGGGAUUCAGCCAGAUAACGUUACAUUCACAGCAGUUUUGACAGCUUGUGCUCAUUCUGGAAUGGUAGACAAAGCCCAAAGAAUCUUUGAUGCAAUGCUUCCGGAGUAUGGAAUUGAGCCCUCAGUUGAGCACCAUGCUUGUAUGGUAGGGGUUUUAAGCCGAGCUGGAAGGCUCUCUGAAGCAACAGAACUCGUCUCUAAAAUGCCAAUUCAACCAAGUCCUAAGGUUUGGGGUGCAUUGCUGAAUGGGGCUUCAGUUGCUGGUGAUGCUGAACUUGGGAAGUUUGUUUGUGAUCAUUUGUUUGAGAUGGAACCUGAAAACACUGGCAAUUAUAUAAUCAUGGCAAACUUGUAUUCACGAGCUGGGAGAUGGGAAGAAGCUGAUAUGGUCAGAGAGAGGAUGAAGAAGAUUGGGUUAAAGAAGAUCCCAGGGACUAGCUGGAUUGAAACUAGUGGAGGUCUACAAAGCUUUGUUGCAAAGGAUAGGUCAAGUGAAAAAACUGAAGAGAUAUACAUGAUGUUGGAAGGAUUACUUAGUGUCAUGAGAGAAGAAGGGUAUAAUCUGCAGGAUCAGAUAGAUGAGGAGACUGUUUAUGAUUGAACAUUUUUACACCCAUAUAGUUGACGCGGUUAUUAUUAAUGCAUUGAGGGUUUUCAUUUAGCAGCCACGAGGCUGCCUUGACUUCUACAAUUCCUUUGUAUUUGACAUGUUGUAUAUAUAGUUUAUAUAUGCUAACACUAUGGACCAAAAAAAUCUAGAGAAGUCAGGGAGCAAGUAAACACUUUUGAUUUGUGGUAGAUCAAAAUGCUCCUAAUCAUCAUAGAUGCCCUGCAAGUCACAUAAUCAUUAAUUUGUUCAGAAGCACCAUUUGCGACUCUGUAAUGCAACUCUGUACAUCAGUCUAUAAAUCCAGAAUUUUAUG